AUGAAUGGACAUAGUGAUGAAGAAAGUGUUAGAAACAGUAGUGGAGAAUCAAGCCAGUCGGAUGAUGAUUCUGGGUCAGCUUCAGGCUCUGGAUCUGGUUCCAGUUCUGGAAGCAGUAGUGAUGGAAGCAGUAGCCAGUCAGGUAGCAGUGACUCUGACUCUGGAUCUGAAUCGGGCAGUCAGUCAGAAUCUGAGUCAGACACUUCUGGAGAGAACAAAGUUCAAGCAAAACCACCAAAAGUUGAUGGAGCUGAGUUUUGGAAAUCCAGUCCUAGUAUUCUGGCUGUUCAGAGAUCCGCAAUGCUCAAGAAGCAGCAGCAGCAGCAGCAGCAGCAACAGCAGCAGCAACAGGUUUCAUCUAAUAGUGAAUCAGAAGAGGGUUCCUCUAGCAGUGAAGAUUCUGAUGAUACAUCAAGUGAAAUCAAAAGGAAAAAGCAUAAAGAUGAAGAUUGGCAGAUGUCUGCAUCAGGAUCUCCAUCUCAAUCUGGUUCAGAUUCAGAAUCUGAAGAAGGAGAUAAAAGCAGUUGUGAUGAAACAGAAUCUGAUUAUGAACCAAAAAACAAAGUUAAAAGUAGAAAACCUCAAAAUCGAUCUAAGUCAAAAAAUGGAAAGAAGAUUCUUGGACAAAAAAAGAGACAAAUUGAUUCAUCUGAGGAGGAGGAGGAUGAUGAAGAUUAUGAUAAUGAUAAAAGAAGUUCUCGUCGACAAGCAACUGUCAAUGUGAGUUAUAAGGAAGAUGAAGAAAUGAAAACAGAUUCUGAUGACCUCCUUGAAGUCUGUGGAGAGGAUGUUCCUCAACCCGAGGAAGAGGAAUUUGAAACAAUAGAACGAUUUAUGGAUUGUCGGAUUGGGAGAAAAGGAGCUACUGGUGCUACAACAACCAUCUAUGCAGUUGAAGCAGAUGGUGACCCAAAUGCAGGAUUUGAAAAAAACAAGGAAUCAGGAGAAAUCCAAUAUUUAAUUAAAUGGAAAGGAUGGUCCCAUAUUCAUAAUACUUGGGAGACAGAAGAAACCCUUAAACAGCAGAAUGUUAGAGGAAUGAAAAAAUUGGAUAAUUAUAAGAAAAAAGAUCAGGAAACAAAAAGAUGGUUGAAAAAUGCUUCUCCAGAAGAUGUGGAAUAUUAUAAUUGCCAGCAAGAACUUACAGAUGAUCUGCAUAAACAGUAUCAAAUAGUGGAGCGAAUAAUUGCUCAUUCCAAUCAAAAGUCAGCAGCUGGUUAUCCUGAUUAUUAUUGCAAAUGGCAGGGCCUUCCAUACUCAGAGUGCAGCUGGGAGGAUGGUGCUCUCAUUUCCAAAAAGUUUCAAGCAUGUAUAGAUGAAUAUUUUAGCAGAAAUCAGUCAAAAACCACUCCUUUUAAAGAUUGCAAAGUAUUAAAACAAAGGCCAAGAUUUGUAGCCCUAAAGAAGCAGCCAUCCUAUAUUGGGGGACAUGAAGGUUUAGAAUUAAGAGAUUAUCAACUGAAUGGUUUAAACUGGCUUGCUCACUCUUGGUGCAAAGGAAAUAGUUGCAUACUUGCUGAUGAAAUGGGCCUUGGAAAAACAAUACAGACGAUCUCAUUUCUGAAUUAUUUGUUUCAUGAACAUCAAUUAUAUGGACCUUUUCUGUUAGUAGUACCACUCUCCACUCUCACUUCCUGGCAAAGGGAAAUUCAGACAUGGGCUUCUCAAAUGAAUGCUGUGGUUUAUUUAGGUGAUAUUAACAGUAGAAACAUGAUAAGAACUCAUGAAUGGAUGCAUCCCCAGACCAAACGGUUAAAAUUUAAUAUACUGUUAACAACUUAUGAAAUUUUAUUGAAGGAUAAGGCAUUCCUUGGUGGUCUAAAUUGGGCAUUUAUAGGUGUAGAUGAAGCACAUCGAUUAAAGAAUGAUGAUUCUCUUCUGUAUAAAACUUUAAUAGACUUCAAGUCCAAUCACCGUCUCCUUAUCACUGGAACUCCUCUACAAAACUCCCUCAAAGAGCUCUGGUCUUUGCUUCAUUUCAUUAUGCCAGAAAAGUUUUCUUCCUGGGAAGAUUUUGAAGAAGAGCAUGGCAAAGGCAGAGAAUAUGGUUAUGCAAGCCUCCACAAGGAACUUGAGCCAUUUCUGUUACGCAGAGUUAAGAAAGAUGUGGAAAAAUCACUUCCUGCUAAGGUUGAGCAGAUUUUAAGAAUGGAAAUGAGUGCUUUACAGAAACAGUAUUACAAAUGGAUAUUAACUAGGAAUUACAAAGCCCUCAGCAAAGGUUCUAAGGGCAGUACCUCAGGCUUUUUGAAUAUUAUGAUGGAGCUAAAGAAAUGUUGUAAUCACUGCUACCUCAUUAAACCACCAGACAAUAAUGAAUUCUAUAAUAAACAGGAGGCCUUACAACACUUAAUCCGUAGUAGCGGAAAAUUGAUUCUUCUUGACAAGCUGUUAAUUCGCCUAAGAGAAAGAGGCAAUAGAGUUCUUAUUUUUUCUCAAAUGGUGCGGAUGUUAGAUAUACUUGCAGAGUAUUUGAAAUAUCGUCAAUUCCCCUUUCAAAGAUUAGAUGGAUCAAUAAAAGGGGAGUUGAGGAAACAAGCUCUAGAUCAUUUUAAUGCUGAAGGAUCAGAGGAUUUCUGCUUUUUGCUUUCCACAAGAGCUGGAGGUCUAGGAAUUAAUUUAGCCUCAGCUGACACUGUGGUUAUAUUUGAUUCUGAUUGGAAUCCACAAAAUGAUCUUCAGGCGCAGGCUAGAGCUCAUCGUAUUGGGCAAAAGAAACAGGUGAAUAUUUAUCGUCUAGUUACAAAGGGAUCAGUGGAAGAGGAUAUCCUUGAAAGGGCCAAAAAGAAGAUGGUUCUAGAUCAUCUUGUGAUUCAAAGAAUGGACACAACUGGCAAGACAGUGCUACAUACAGGUUCUGCCCCCUCAAGUUCUACUCCUUUCAAUAAAGAAGAGUUGUCUGCCAUUUUAAAAUUUGGUGCUGAGGAACUUUUUAAGGAACCUGAAGGAGAAGAACAAGAGCCCCAGGAAAUGGAUAUCGAUGAAAUCUUGAAGAGGGCUGAAACUCAUGAAAAUGAACCAGGCCCUUUAACUGUAGGAGAUGAAUUGCUUUCCCAGUUCAAGGUUGCCAACUUUUCAAACAUGGAUGAGGAUGACAUUGAGUUGGAACCUGAACGAAAUUCAAAGAAUUGGGAAGAAAUCAUUCCAGAAGAUCAAAGAAGACGAUUAGAAGAGGAAGAAAGACAAAAAGAACUUGAAGAAAUUUAUAUGCUUCCAAGAAUGAGAAACUGUGCUAAGCAGAUUAGUUUCAAUGGAAGUGAAGGGAGGCGCAGCAGAAGCAGAAGAUAUUCUGGAUCUGAUAGUGAUUCAAUCUCAGAAAGGAAAAGGCCAAAGAAACGUGGAAGACCACGAACUAUCCCUCGAGAGAAUAUUAAAGGAUUUAGUGAUGCAGAAAUUCGGCGGUUUAUCAAGAGUUACAAGAAAUUUGGUGGCCCUCUAGAAAGAUUGGAUGCAAUAGCUCGAGAUGCUGAAUUAGUUGAUAAGUCAGAGACAGACCUCAGACGACUAGGAGAGUUGGUACAUAAUGGUUGCAUUAAAGCUUUGAAGGAUAAUUCUUCAGGAACAGAACGGACAGGUGGUAGACUUGGAAAAGUAAAGGGUCCAACAUUCCGAAUAUCAGGAGUACAAGUGAAUGCCAAGUUAGUCAUCUCCCAUGAGGAAGAAUUAAUACCAUUACAUAAAUCCAUUCCUUCAGAUCCAGAAGAAAGAAAGCAGUACACUAUCCCAUGCCAUACAAAGGCUGCUCAUUUUGAUAUAGACUGGGGCAAAGAAGAUGAUUCCAAUUUAUUAAUUGGCAUAUAUGAAUAUGGAUAUGGAAGCUGGGAAAUGAUUAAAAUGGAUCCUGACCUCAGUCUAACACACAAGAUUCUUCCAGAUGACCCUGAUAAAAAACCACAAGCAAAACAGUUGCAGACUCGGGCAGACUACCUCAUCAAAUUACUUAGUAGAGAUCUUGCAAAAAAAGAAGCUCAAAGACUUUCUGGUGCAGGAGGUUCAAAGAGGAGAAAAGCUAGAACUAAGAAGAAUAAAUCAAUGAAGUCUAUAAAGGUGAAAGAGGAAAUAAAGAGUGAUUCUUCUCCUCUGCUCUCAGAAAAGUCCGAUGAAGAUGAUAAGUUGAGCGAAUCCAAAUCUGAUAGCAAGGAAAGAUCCAAGAAAUCUUCAGUGUCUGAUCCUUUAGUUCAUAUCACUGCAAGUGGUGAACCAGUUCCCAUAUCUGAAGAAUCUGAAGAGCUGGAUCAGAAGACAUUCAGCAUUUGUAAAGAAAGAAUGAGGCCUGUCAAAGCAGCUUUGAAACAACUUGAUAGGCCUGAGAAAGGCCUUUCAGAAAGAGAACAACUAGAGCAUACUAGGCAAUGUUUAAUAAAAAUUGGUGACCAUAUCACAGAAUGUCUGAAAGAGUAUACAAAUCCUGAACAAAUCAAGCAGUGGAGAAAAAACCUGUGGAUUUUCGUAUCUAAGUUUACUGAAUUUGAUGCAAGAAAAUUACAUAAGUUAUAUAAGCAUGCUAUUAAAAAACGGCAGGAAUCUCAGCAAAAUAAUGACCAGAACAGCAACGUGAAUAUUCAAGUGAUUAGAAAUCCAGAUGUGGAAAGAUUAAAAGAAAAUACUAAUCAUGAUGAUAGCAGCAGAGACAGUUAUUCUUCUGAUAGACACUUAUCUCAGUAUCAUGAUCAUCAUAAAGACCGACAUCAGGGAGAUUCUUACAAAAAGAGUGACUCUAGGAAAAGGCCCUAUUCUUCUUUUAGUAAUGGAAAAGAUCAUCGUGAUUGGGAUCACUACAAGCAAGACAGCAGAUAUUACAGUGAUAGAGAGAAACACAGAAAACUGGAUGAUCACAGAAGUAGAGAUCACAGGUCAAAUUUGGAAGGAAGUUUAAAAGAUAGAUCUCAUUCAGAUCAUCGGUUACAUUCAGAUCAUCGGUUACAUUCAGAUCAUCGGUCAAGUUCUGAAUAUACACAUCAUAAAUCUUCCAGGGAUUAUAGGUAUCACUCAGAUUGGCAAAUGGACCACAGAGCUUCCAGUAGUGGGCCUAGAUCACCACUAGAUCAGAGGUCUCCUUAUGGCUCCAGAUCUCCAUUUGAACAUUCAAUUGAACACAAAAGUACACCUGAGCAUACCUGGAGUAAUCGGAAAACAUAA
This is a messenger RNA of Pipistrellus nathusii (Nathusius's pipistrelle), 5139 nucleotides long. NCBI's taxonomy places the organism in Eukaryota, Metazoa, Chordata, Mammalia, Chiroptera, Vespertilionidae. The record is from the annotation of a GenBank genome assembly.